AUGACCGAUCUCCGUAUAGCAGGGAAAUAUCAACUUCACUAUCGCAUCGGUCGAGGAGCAUUCGGUGAGCUCUACCGCGGUGUUAAUCUGGCAACAGGAGAAGAUGUUGCCAUCAAACUAGAGCCAAUUGAUGCCAAGCCGCCGCAGUUGCUCUAUGAAUCGAAGCUUUAUAAGAUCCUCGUGGGUGGAGUUGGAAUACCGUAUAUUUACCAUUAUGCUCCAGAGGGAGAAUACAAUGUACUGGUCAUGGAUUUGCUGGGUCCCUCCUUGGAGGAUCUCUUCACAGCUUGCAAUAGGCACUUUUCACUCAAAACUGUGCUCAUGCUAGCAGACCAGAUGAUCACCAGAGUCGAAUUUCUCCACCUCAAGAAUUUCCUGCACAGAGAUAUUAAGCCUGAUAACUUCCUCAUAGGUCUUGGGAGGCGCAAGACAACGGUCUACAUUAUAGACUUUGGUUUAGCAAAGCGCUACAUGGUAGGAAACACGCAUAUUCCGUAUCGAGAGCAUAAGAGCCUCACGGGAACCGCCAGAUACUGUUCUAUAAACACCCACCUUGGCCUGGAGCAAUCGCGCAGAGACGAUUUGGAGGCGUUGGCGUAUGUCUUCCUUUACUUCCUACGCGGUUUCUUACCUUGGCAAGGCCUCAAGGCCAACACAAAGCGCCAAAAGUAUGAGAAAAUUCUAGAGAAAAAGCUCUCUAGCCCCAUCGAGUCCCUCACCCGAGGUCAGCCAACAGAGUUUGCCGCGUACCUGCACUACACGCGCGCUCUCAGGUUUGAUGAUAGGCCUGACUAUGCGUAUUUGAGGAAGAUCUUCCGCGAGCUAUUUGUACGCGAAGGAUUUUCUUACGAUUACGUAUUUGAUUGGACACUUCUAGGAAUAGACGUCGAUAAGUACCACGAAAACAAAUUGCGUGGAAAGGAGCUCAAUCCCAACGCUGACGGGAAGAAGAAGGGGUCUGAUUCUGGAGCCGAAAAUGGCGACGAUGAUGCCGACGACAAGGAUGACAAGGACGACAAGGGAGAAAAGAAAAAGAAGGACAAAGACAAGGAUGAUGAUGAUUCAGAGGAUGGCGCAAAGAGGUCAGAGCGACGCAGUCGUCGUGGCAGCAUGCGCGGAGAAGACCAUAGUACUAAGGAUGAAAAGCGAAAGAAGACGGACUCCCAUCGUAACUCUAAGAGAUUUGGCGGAGACUUUCAUUUCUAA
Messenger RNA from Giardia duodenalis, 1206 nucleotides. Its product is annotated as Kinase, CK1 CK1. Lineage: Eukaryota; Fornicata; Diplomonadida; Hexamitidae. Gene Ontology annotation, molecular function: protein serine/threonine kinase activity; ATP binding. The record is from RefSeq and is a predicted model, not a curated record. Gene Ontology annotation, cellular component: nucleus; cytoplasm. Bases 1 to 1206 code for a protein of 401 amino acids. The transcript has a single exon. Gene Ontology annotation, biological process: peptidyl-serine phosphorylation; signal transduction; endocytosis.